Messenger RNA from Symbiodinium pilosum, 1074 nucleotides. Lineage: Eukaryota; Dinophyceae; Suessiales; Symbiodiniaceae. The record is from the annotation of a GenBank genome assembly.
AUGGAGGAGACCCCUGCAAAGCAGAGGUCUGCCAAAGCUGCAGCACCGCGAAGAGGGCAAAGCAAGACGCAACUGACUGACUACAUCCUCAAGGAACUGGAAAAGCUUACGGAGGGCAUCGACUUCCUCAUCUUCCCGGCCGAGCUCAAUGCAGCCGAGCGGAAGCAUGCACAUGAGGUGGUGAAGUCCCAGAAGCUCAUGUCCGUCUCGACUGGAUCAGGAGAGGUGCGGCAGUUGCAAGUCUUCCGUCCUGGGACCAAGAAGGUCCGGGCAGAUGCGCACCUGCUCAUCCAGCGUGAGGAGCAGCUGAGCCGCAAACUGUCAUCUCUGCUGCGCCACAGUGCCGAGCAGCGCGGGAUAGGCAUGCUGCAGGACGGGUAUGCGCCCCUCUCCACGGUGCUCGGGCUUCGGGAGUUCUCCCGCUUCAAACACACCGCCGAGGAGGUGGAAGAGCUGGUGGAAAAGGAUGCCAAGAAGCGCUUCGAACUCACCAGAAAGGCUGGAGAGAUGUGGAUUCGAGCAACCCAGGGGCACACGAUGCGCUCUGUUAAAGACGACGCUCUUCUAAGGCCUUUGGGCAUCCAGGAGGCUGCUGAAGUGGAGAGCUGCGUCCAUGGCACUUACUUGCUGGUUUGGGAGGAGAUCCUUCGCAGCGGCGGCUUGUGCAGAAUGGCCCGGAACCACAUCCACUUUACCACCUGCACAACAAGGAAUGCGGAGGUCAGUGGCAUGCGCAGUGAUUGUGAGGUUGUGAUCUACAUCUCCCUCACUCGGGCCAUUGCUGCAGGCCUUCACUUCUUUCGGAGCACCAACGGUGUCGUGCUGACACCGGGCGACGAACGGGGCAUGGUCUCAAUCAAACACUUCGAAAAGGUCAUCGCCCUUCGGGAUGGAUCCAUUCUUUGGCCAGAUGUACAGGGAGCAAGCACAACUGCAACUUCUUCUUUGGCCCAUGAUGGUGCAACAGCCACUCCUCCCAUCAAAGUAAACCUUUCCUGUCAGAACACGGACGCUGAGGAGGAGGAUGAGGAGGUCGUUUGUUUCAGCAAGCCUUUGCUGCAUAUGUACAUAUAA